Molecule: messenger RNA, 1578 nt
Organism: Chroicocephalus ridibundus (black-headed gull)
Lineage: Eukaryota; Metazoa; Chordata; Aves; Charadriiformes; Laridae
Gene: SNX31
Product: sorting nexin 31
Exons: 14
Coding region: 200-1507 (435 amino acids)
Biological process (GO): intracellular protein transport; endocytic recycling
Cellular component (GO): early endosome
Molecular function (GO): phosphatidylinositol binding
Source: RefSeq, a predicted model, not a curated record
CAGGACCACCCCCGCACAGGCCCCUUUUCUGGAGGAAUUUCAAAUAAAAGCCGCCGCGGCGACUACGCCUGAGGGACGCUCCUGCCUCAGUACCCGCCACAGCGCCCCCUGGCGCCGCGCCCACCUGCACCGCCCGGCGCCUCCCUCCUUCCCUCAGCCCCGCCGCUGCCGUGAGGGGACGGCCCGGCCCGGUCUCGCCAUGAAGCUGCACUUCAGUAUCACCGCCGCCGAGGAGCUGCGGGAGAGGCGCGGGGGGAGCUACGUGCUGUACUCGGUGUGCCUGGAGGGCUUCCUGCUCGGCAAGGCGCGGUACAGCCAGCUCCGCCGCUGGGAUGCGCAGCUGAGGCAGCUUUUUGGGAGUGCUGUGCCUGCUUUCCCUCCAAAGUUUUACCUGGCAAUGACCAAGUCAAUGGCAGAUGAAAGACGGUUGCAACUGGAGCAGUACCUUCAGAAUGUUACUUUGGAUUCAAAUAUUACCAAUAGUGAUGUCUUCAUAGGUUUUUUCCGAAAGCUACAGCAGGAUACAUUUAAGAUCCAAACCCAGAGAGUCUUUUUGGAUGUUUACCUCGCUGAUGGCAGCAAUGUUAGACUUGAUAUCCAGACAUCGGACACUGCAGAAAGAAUAUUAGAGGUUGCAUCAUGCAAGGUGGGACUACCAAGAGAAUUAAUAAAAUAUUUUAGCUUAUUUUUCUUUCAAGAUGAUGAUGAUGGAGCACUCUCUGUGGUGAAAAAAGUGGCAGACUUUGAACUUCCUUAUGUGAGUCUUCAGAGCAUGAAAGAGUUGCACUGUAAGCUUGGGAUCAGAAAGUGGUAUAUGGAUCCUUCUCUUGAUAUACUGCUGAUGGAUUGUAGAGCUUCACUGAAUUUGCUAUAUAUACAGGCAGUCCAGGAAGUUAAGAAGAACUGGGUUAAACCAACAGAAGGGCAGAUGCAGGAACUUGAAUUUUUACAAAAAAAUGUGAACAAAGCAAAGUUCCUGGAGCUGAUUCAAAAAAUGCAGUUCUAUGGAUACAUGCGGCUUGAUCCUUGCAUUUGUGACUAUCCAGAAGAAGGUUGCUCAGCUGACAUCUAUCUUGGCAAUAAUGAGAUUAACUGCUGCAUAAAACUGCCUACUAAACAAACCAAAGAGGUCAGCUUUAAAAUCAACAGGCUAAGAAGUUGGCAGGUUACUUUUCUUGGUGCUGCAAAGGAUGGUGAAGAUGACACUCUGGAGCUCAGAUUUGAGUACAAUGAUUCAGGCACAUGGCAGUGGAUAAUUUUGUACACAAAACAGGCCUUUUUGCUCAGUAGCUGCCUGAAGAAAAUGAUAUCAGAACAGAUGAUGAAGGCAGCCAAAGAGGGCCAAGAAAUGGACAUCAAGAUGCCUGGAUCCACAAAAAAUAGUAAGAAAUCCAGUAUCCAACAAAAGCAGGUAGUUCAUUCGGGUUUUAUAUCAAGGAAAAGAUUUUUGGUUAGGCCAAAUGAAGAGGACUGUGUAUUUGAGAAAAUAAGAGAAGAGGACCUGUGAUAAUUUAUUUUAGAUUCUGUCUUUCAAAAUGAAUUGUCUGGAAAUAAUAAAGCCAUUGUUGGAACUCUGAA